This is a messenger RNA of Paraphaeosphaeria sporulosa, 1380 nucleotides long. RefSeq lists its product as uncharacterized. The record is from RefSeq and is a predicted model, not a curated record. The transcript is spliced from 2 exons. Lineage: Eukaryota; Fungi; Ascomycota; Dothideomycetes; Pleosporales; Didymosphaeriaceae. The coding region runs from base 1 to 1380 and encodes 459 amino acids.
AUGGCGAGUACCACGUACGCAGAACGCAGAGCCCCGGCGGCCGAUGCAUCGCUCGAGGCGGGGGCCAUCCGGAGGCUGCCGCGAGACCUCCGAGAGAAUAAGCAUCGGUCGUUGAUCCGCCGUGCCGCUUGGACUGACGUGCAGGAGACUCCACACGAUGCGCGGCAGGGCCCCUCGGGGCUUGCGGACCCGGCUCCCGCUGGCCCACCGAUCCAGGCUUCUCGCCGCCCCAGCAGCGAGGCUGGACCUGCGCGUUCCUUGUGCUCCGUCAGUUCCGCACUGGGCGUCGUUUGCGCGCUACUGGUGGCCAUCUACUUGCUGAGUCCCUGGCUCGCAGCGACGCCCGACGUCCAUGCGGGGACUGACGCCUCCCCUGCCAGCGAGCACCCGCCGUCCCCACCCUUCUCCUGUCCCGACGGCGGAGCCCUCUGCGACCCGCCGCGCUUCUUCACGUACACGCAGCAAAGCAUCACUCGGUGCGCGGACAGGCUGACCGAAGAGAAGCCUGACCACAGGGGCAAGCUGGUUCCCACGAUGCUGGCCAACGUCACCACGCCCGAUUUCGUCCAGUACAACGAAACGAAGCGGGCAUUGUACAAAAGCAUGAUCCUCGGGAGCAAAACGAUGGUGCUGUCUCUGGCAGGGGAGAUGCAGACGUUGCGCCAGACAAUGGUGACGAAAGAGGCUCUGCACAUGCGCCUCGCGCUCGAAAACAUUACGUCGUGCGCAGUCUCUGCUGCCGCGACGAACCCGGCCAUCACAUUCAUACGGUCCUUUGCGUUCGUCCGGCGAUGGGAGCAGCCGGCGACGAGCCAUGCCGAAGUGGGGAGCUGCGAAGCCGAGGUCCUCACGCAGUUCCUCGCCGCGGUAGAUGAGACCUACGCCGAGUACCUGGGGUCUCUCGUACCGCUAGCCACCCAACUUGACGAAGCCAUGUCAUUGUUCCAGCUCGGUGUUCAGGGCAUGUACAAGCUCAUCUUGGUCGCUUGGGGCGCCGACGUGGACAUGUUGACAAAGUGGAAAUGCAGAUUCUUGAACCGGGGCGUCUCAUGUCAACAAUGGAAAACGGGCGAAGGCCCCGCGCAAACAAUGUUCACUAUGCUUUACAGCGCCGACGUGACGCUCAUGAUCGGAAGGGUCGAGGCAACGACUCGUCCGAUAGUGGUCGAUAAAGAGAACCUAAUAAAGUACAUGGAGGCGAAGCACGGCGUACCUGCCGCGCUCGAGCGUAAGAAACAGGCGUACAAGGCGUUCCGUGAGGGUCCAGACGCGGCAAGGCUGGAGGUAGGGAGGAUAGGAAACGUAAUCAUGACGGGGCAACAUGUGGGCGAAGAGUUCAGAUGGGAGGAUGAAAGUGACAACCAACGGGGUUCAAGCUAG